Molecule: messenger RNA, 880 nt
Organism: Cannabis sativa
Lineage: Eukaryota; Viridiplantae; Streptophyta; Magnoliopsida; Rosales; Cannabaceae
Exons: 3
Coding region: 1-576 (191 amino acids)
Source: RefSeq, a predicted model, not a curated record
AUGACUACUUGUAUUCAUUCAUUUUGUAAAGCUCCCACCUUUAUUUUUCCUCCUACUUCUUUGGGCUCAUCCUCAUUUUUCUCAAAACCCCACCAAGCAAAACCAUUGGGGAAGAACAAGGAUUCCCAUAUUCUGGGACAAAGAGGACUGUUGUGUAAGAAAAUAAAAAGAGGGACUCCCUGUGGAGCACUUCUUCCAGUUGAUCCAUGGGCACCCACCAUUGAUUCCCAGAGCAUAGCUUCACAGUUGUUUGCAGCUUCUCUAUUCCCUUACAUUGGUUUUCUCUAUUUUCUCACCAAAUCUAAGUCUGCCCCAAAGCUCACUUUGUUUGGAUUCUACUUCUUGCUCACCUUUGUUGGGGCUACUAUUCCUGCUGGAAUUUAUGCAAAAGUACACUAUGGAACUUCUUUGUCUAAUGUGGACUGGUUACAUGGUGGAGCUGAAUCUCUUCUAACUCUGACCAAUAUAUUCAUUGUGAUUGGAUUAAGAGAAGCUCUGAGGAAAGCUAAAGAUACACAAGAAGAUACACCAAGUACUGUGUCAAGGUUAAAGGAGGAGAAGAAAACUCAACUUUAAGUGGUUUUAAUGUAUGUAUGUAAUUUGGUCUUGUGUUCAUGUCUUCUUGUCACAAUAGCUUUAACUAUUUUGUCUUGUCUUCUUCAACUUUCUCAAAUAAGCUUAAUUUUCCAAUAUUUCUGACAUAAGCUUAUAUUGUGAUAUGGGAUGAAUCCAUUGCAAGAAUUGGGGUGAUGGGGUUGGUAUGUUAAAUUGUAGAAGCUUGUAUGUUGUUCAAUCUCAUGUGUGCUGUAAAAUGAUUUCAUUUUCAGGUGUAAAUAUACAGAUUGAAUUGAUAUCUGAAUUAGAAUGCCCUUUUCUGGUA